AUGUCCCACCCUCCUCCCGGACUGGGAGGCGGGGUCGCCAGGACCGGCCCUCCGCCUGGCUUUGGUAACAAUGUCCAAGGUGGCGCUGGAAACAGCCCAGGCGCUGGUGGUGGCGGCAGUGGGGCCAACGGUGGCACCGCCGCAAUCGUGCGCGCCCAAAUCGUCUUCCUUUUGAGCACCCUUUCAGAAGACACGUUUGACAAGGCAUCGCAAGAGCUCCGCACGAUGGCAAGCAACCACGGCCCCGAGAUGUACCACCACUUUGUGCGCCGCACAGCCGUUGUUGCUGCGCCUGUCAUCCAGACGCUCGUGCAACACUCGCAGCAGUACAAAGACGACCCCUCUGCGCCGCCGCCGCAGAUCUCCACCACCGACCAUGCCGCUUUAGCCUGGCGCCUCCUUGCGACUGAAGCUGUCCGCGCCGCGCGCGACGUGUCGCUCGCGCCCCACUACGUGGCCACCAUGCUCUCGCCGUCGCAGGGCACGCCGCUCCCUCUGCCAAAUCUGCGUCUCUUCAACCUCUCGCCUGCCGUUCUGUUCUCGCUUUCGGCGCUUGCCCUGGCCAACCCGCAAGUGUUUCCCAAUACGAACCCUGCCUACGACGCCGUCAAGAACGACCUGCACCAGACAUACCAGGGUGCGAUGGAGAUUCUUGGUUCGAACAUGCCGUUCUGGGCUGGCAACAUCCCAGGCCAACCGCAGGACGACAUCUCGAUGCAAGAGGCCCGCAUCCUCAUUCUUGCGUUGUACCCCUGUUCGUCACCUUCCUCCGACGACAAGUUGGCACGCCCAGCCUCUCCGAUCAACCCCACUCUCCCUCACCAUACCAUCCUGAACUCCCUCCAGCGCGGCUUCAUGCUGCAGGUCCUCACCCACAAGUUCAACGGGCCCAUUAUCCUGCACAACACGCUGCCCGCACUCCAGCCCGGUGGCGCUCCUCGCACGGUUGGCGCGAUUCCUCUCGAGGACAUCUUGUUCGAGCUCGGCGAGACCAUCACCCAAGACGAGACCACAGUUGCCGCCGUGAUUAAGUGCUGGUGGGGUCCCUAUAUCCUUGACGAGCCCGUCCCACAGGCAGUCUUUGACGAAGUCGUACACACCCUCCACGGUCUGUGUCGCGGCCUACACGAAGGCAGGACCACCGACACGUUAGCCGUUAUGAAGGCGCUGGUCGAGACCACCAAGCCAGCCAACAUCCACUGGGAUGAUGUUGUCAAGUCGUUCGACACUCCCUCUACUCCACUGGCGUACUCUGCAGCCCUCAUGCUGGCUGCCAACCUCCUGUUGGUGCCCCCCCAGACACCCGUGCCUCCCAUUGCUGCCCUUCUCCCGGCCUCAACUUCGGAUAGGACGUGGAUCAACAUGUCGUCCCUGCUGUACGUCCUUAGAAACCUGUCGCAGUUACCUCCCGACUCGUUGAACCUUUACACUUCGCCGACUUCACCCCCUCCUGAGGCAAUGGCGCGCAUCGUUGAGCCCUACCCAGCCGAGACCAAAGUUAGCAAGGCAGUCCGCCAGCAGGCCAAGGACGUCCAGGCUGCAGGGCUGUGGAACACUCUCGGCCUUAUCCAAGUCCUCACGCGAGCUUGCACGAUGGCCGACUCUGAGGAGGGCCCCGAACGCGAGGAUCGCAUUGAGGUUGGCCGUCGUGCCACCGAGCUCCUCGACCGCGCGGCUUCCCUCGCACCCGAGCUCGUUCUGAUCGGCCUCGAGAAGUUGCCCAAGCCGCUUCCACCCCCCAUCCAGGCAAUGCACCAGAAGAUCUUGGAGAUCUACCUUGUCAACCCUUACGCAGACCUUGCUUCAGCACCCCUCGUGUUCCAGCAGCUCUGGGACCUCAACCCCUCGGGACUCCUCAAAGACCUGGGCGAGUUCUAUGGCGAGGACGAGAACAACCUUGGCAAGGUCGUCGAGAUCGCGUGGGACCUCAACAUUAUGGACAAGCUUCUCGAAAGCGAGAAUGUGCACUUUGCCCUUGACGUCGCCACCCUUGCAGCUAGCAAGGACUACUUCCACCUGGGAGACUGGCUUGCUGACACUGUCUCGGUCCGCGACCACGACUUCCUGUUGGCCAUCUUCGACUUUAUUGAGCACAAGGUCCGCCUGGAGAUUGACCAUCAGCACCAGCCCGAGUCGGUGCCCAACCUUAUGUUCACGCUGUCGGACGAUGCGUACUCGAUCUUCAUCCGCGUGCUACGCAACGCCGAGAACCUUGCGGCUGAGGACGUUCGCCGCUUCAAGAUCCUCCGCACAGACGUACUCAUCCUCCACCCGCGCUUGCUCAACCUUCGUCCCGGAUCCAAGGAGGAACAGGGCUUCGCCGUUGCCACCUACAGCAAGACGAUCAGUUCGCAGGUCGACGACAUGUACCGUCGCAUGUACUCGGAGGAUGACGACCUUACGCUGGACAGCGUCAUCGACCAGCUCACGCAGUACUCCAAGUCGAGCGACACUCGCGAGCAAGAGCUAUUCGCGGCCGCUCUCCACUCGCUCUUUGACGAGUACAAGUUUAUCAAGACCUACCCGCACCGUGAGCUCACGAUGACUGGCAUCCUCUUUGGCGCGAUCAUCGACUGUCGCCUCGUCAAGGACACGCCAGCGUUCGUUGCUACCCGCUACGUUGCAGACGCCUGCAAGACUGCGCCCCACGAGCCGCCCUACCAGUUUGGCGUCAGUGCUUUGGGCGUCCUCCGCGCAUCGCUUGUCGACUUCCCUGGUCUCUGCAGAUCGCUCCUUGAGAUCCCUGCGUUACACGAGUCGCACCCUUCCUAUAUACAGGAGAUUCAAGCCGCGGUCGCAGAGCGCGAGGAGCUUGACCAGCAGGGUGGCGUCAAGCUUGCCUUCCCUGCGCUCAAGCUUCCCAUCCUCAUUGAAGAGGGCGACGACCAGUUCCGCGAGCCUGACCCGAUGACGAGAGACAAGAUCAUGUUCAUCGUCAACAACAUUGCCCCAGGCAAUUACGAGACCAAGUCGCUGGAUCUCCUCAACCUCUUCGAGGAUCAGUGGUCACGCUGGUUUGCGCAGUACUUCAUCGAUGUCCGCGUCAGCAUGGAGGCCAACCGCCACGACCUGUACUACAAGAUCCUCGAGCUCCUCAACAAUCCGCUGCUUGAACGCCAUGUCCUCUGGGAGACAUACCGCAAGGCUCGCGACUUGCUCAACGACGAGAAGACGCUCACGUCUACCUCAGACCGCCAGCACCUCAAGACGGUCGCGACAUGGUUGGGCCGCAUCACUCUCGGCCGCCGACUCCCAAUCAAGUACCGCGAACUCUCCCUCAAGGACUUGCUCAUCCAGGGCUAUGACAACAAGCGCCUCAUCGUCGCCAUCCCGUUUGUCUGCAACGUUCUCGCAGCAUGCCAGGGCUCGCUCGUCUUCCGCCAGCCCAACCCGUGGUUCGUCGCUAUCAUCCGCGUCCUCGUCGAGAUGUACCACUAUGGCGACCUCAAGCUCAACAUGAAGUUUGAGAUCGAGGUGCUCUUUGGCAAACUCGACAUCCAGCUGGAGUCUGUCGCGCCGUCGGAAGUGCUCCGCACCCACGUUCCGCCGCCCCAGCCGCAGCAGAAUGUCCCGAACCGCCUCGAGCAGGAGCUCCAGCGUCACCUCAACACGAACGAGUCGUCGAACGGCGGCCAGCGGUUCAACGACACCAACUUUGACGAGCAUUACACUCGCUUACAGGCGUUACAGAACGAACACGCUGUGCAGCAGGCGCACGAGCAGUUCAUGAACCAUGUGGAGCAGUUGAUCGCCGACCUCCCGGAGCAGCUGCGCUUCAACUCGGACCUCGGCGUUUUGCAAGCGCCGACGUUCAAGCGCAUCGUCUUCCACUCGAUCGAACGCGCCAUCCGCGAGAUUGUUGCGCCCGUGGUUGAGCGCUCAGUUACCAUUGCGGGCAUCUCGUCGCGCGACCUCGUCCAGAAGGACUUUGGCACCGAGGGCGACUCGACCAAGAUGCGCAAGGCAGCUCACCUCAUGGUCCAGAACUUGGCCGGCAAUCUCGCUCUCGUCACCUGCAAGGAGCCGCUGCGCACCAGCCUCAUGUCCCACAUCCGGUCCCUCGUGAGCCAGAACGGCUUCACCGAGGAGAACGUGCCGGACGGCGUCAUCGCGGGUGUCGUCAACGAGAACCUUGACAUUGCGUGUAACGUCAUCCGUCGCGCUGCGAUGGAGAAGGCCACGCGCGACAUAGACGUCAACCUCCAGCCGCAGUUUGCCGCUCGCAAGGCCCACCGCGACUCGCGCAGCCAGCAGCCGUUCUGGGAUGGCGCGUCGUUCGGCGUUGCCAUAUCACACACGGCGCUUCCAGACCCCCUGCGCCUCCGCCAGGGCGGCUUAACCGCGCAGCAGCUGCGCGUGUACGAGGACUUCGCCGAGUCGGCCCGUCCCGAGCUGCAGGCUGCCCAGCAGGCUGGCGCUCACGUCAACGGUGGUGAGGGCUAUCUGCAGAACUACCGCGAGUUGGGCUUUACGGAGGGCAACCUCGCUCCCGCGGAAGCCAAGCGCGGCCCGUCUCCGCGUUUCCAGGACGUCCUCGAGCCGACCGAGACUGCGGUGACCCUUGCGCCGCAGAACUCGAUCGAGAAGAUUCACGAGGUUAUCGGGGAGAUCGAGAAGGUUAUUGUUAACACGCCGGCCCAGGGCCUUAACCAGCUCGAGGAUGACCAUGACCUGCGCAACUUCAUGCGCAACGUUAUUGUGAUUGGACAGUCGUCGCGCGAGUCGAGCACUCUCAACAUUGCCCAGAAGAUUGUGCAGUUACUCUAUAAGACCGACUCGCCUCUCGGCCGCGAGGUCUACACGGUUCUCUUGCAGCAACUCUGCGUCGUCCAACCCAAGGUCGACCGCGAGGUCAAGCAGUGGCUCGUCUACGCCGAAGACCCGCGCAAGUUCAGCGUGCCUGUCACGGCUGUACUCAUCCGCGCGUCGUUCAUUCGUGUGCCUGAGCUCGACGCGCAGCUCGCCAAGCAGAUGUCGCGCGGCUACUCGCCGGAUCUCAUCAACUUUAUUGCGCAGCUCAUUCGCGAGUGCUCGCUCGGCCCGCAGGCCAUCGUCACGCGCAACGCAUUUGCGAUGUGCGUCACGCAACUGCUUAAGGCGCAGGACCACGGUCAGUUGACCCCUGCUGCGGACCAGCUCCUGGAUGACCUCCGCGGCGAGUCUAUCCACGACAACAAGGCCACCACCGUCGACCCCAGCGUCCAGGAGCGCCUGCAACACUACUUCUUCGAGUGGGUGCGCCUGUUCACCGAGAACCCCACGUCUCCAGAGGUCUCGUUUGUGCCUUACAUCACAUGGCUGCAGAAUGACAACAUCCUCAGUGGCGAGGACGUCUCCACGGCGUUCUACACGUCGGCGAUCAAGGCUGCCGUCGAGUGCGACAUGAAGUCGGAGAACGGCCAGUGGUUCGGUACUGACUCGCUGGCCAAGCUCAUCAUCCUCAUCGUCAAGAACUAUGGCGACAAGAGCGGCCCCGGUAGCGUUACUCGCACCGUCUAUUACUUCAAUAAGAUUGUCACGAUUAUGUCGUACAGCCUUGUGCGUGCACAGCUCAACCCCGACGAGCCCUUCGACCAGCGCCCGUGGGCCCGUUUCUUCACGAGCAUGCUCGCGGAGAUUGCGUCGAUCGAGGCUUCGCUGCCCGAGACGGCUCUCGGCUGCCUCAAGAGCAUUGCCAACGUGCUCGGCAUCGUUCAGCCCACAUACGCGCCGCGCUUCGCGUUCGGUUGGUUCUCGAUCGUCUCGCACCGCCUGUUCAUGGCCAAGCUCCUCGUCGCACCCCGCCAGGAGGGCUGGGCCGACUACCACCGCACGCUCAUGUGGCUCCUGCGCUUCAUGUCGCCGUUCAUCACUGCCGACGCCGACGACAACAACAACAACAUGGGCCUGGCAGCGCGCAGCCUCUACAAGGCGACACUGCGCAUCCUGCUGGUGCUCAUGCACGACUUCCCGGGCUUCCUUGUCGAGUGCUACCACACUCUCUCGACGGCCAUUCCAGCCCACUGCGUCCAGCUCCGGAACAUCAUCCUCGCGGCGUUCCCCGCCGCCGAGGCGCCGCUGCCGGACGUGUACAAGCGUCUCGAAGAGCUCGUUCCGGAGAUGCAAACGUUCCCGCGCGUCCGCUCUGACCACGUGAGUGCGCUCAACUCGGGCAACGUCAAGAACGCCAUCGACAGCUUCGUGCACAACACGUCGCCGAACGGCGCACUCAUCGUGUCCGAGCUCAAGAACCGAAUCGCGGUGCAGAAGGUGCUCCCAGACAACGCGACCACGACGGUGUGGAACCACACUCUGCUCCACGCAACCGUCUUCUACCUCGGCACCUCGGCGGUCCACCGGCACUACAUGCACACGGGUGUCGCCGACUUUGACCACAAGGACCCCGCCGUCUCGCUGCUUCUGGGUCUCGCGCACUCGUUCGACGCCGAGGGCCAGUACCUCAUCCUCUCGGUGAUUGCGGACCAGCUCCGCUUCCCGUCGGCCCACACCUCGUUCUUCGCGCAGCUCAUGCUCUACAUGUUCAAGGUGUCGACAGACCCGCUCAUUGCGAUGCGCAUCGCACGCGUGCUCUUGGAGCGCGUCAUCGUCGCGCGCCCGCACCCUUGGGGCCUCAUCGUCACAUUUGUCGAGCUGCUCGAGAACCCGGCCUAUGGCUUCUGGGACCAGCAGUUUGUGCGCGCCGACGACGAAAUCUUCCUCAUGUUCCGUCGCGCUCGCGAGGGCUUUGGGGCGCAGCCGCUUUAA
Molecule: messenger RNA, 6744 nt
Organism: Cutaneotrichosporon cavernicola
Lineage: Eukaryota; Fungi; Basidiomycota; Tremellomycetes; Trichosporonales; Trichosporonaceae
Gene: CDC39
Exons: 3
Coding region: 1-6744 (2247 amino acids)
Biological process (GO): negative regulation of translation; nuclear-transcribed mRNA catabolic process, deadenylation-dependent decay
Cellular component (GO): P-body; CCR4-NOT core complex
Molecular function (GO): molecular adaptor activity
Source: RefSeq, a predicted model, not a curated record